AUGCGGACUCCAGGAGCCGGUGCCCCGGACCCUAUCUCCCGGCGAGCCGGACCCUCGGACUCGCCCGAGAUUCCCUUCGGGGCCUCGCGUCCCCCGACUCACGGCCAGGGCCCGGGCGGCCAGCGGUGUCCAGCUCAUUGUGCGAGGUGCAGGGUAACUCUAGGGGCCAGAUUCCGAGGAGUGGGCGGGCUCAGAUGCAAGAACCCUGCUAGCAACGGGUGUGGCUGGAAAAGGGGUGCUCCAGGGGCCACUCCUCUGAGGCAUCAUCACCCCUCUGCCUCGCAGGCCCCCGGCCCCCAUGCCAGCACCUUCCUCCAUUACCGCACCAGCAAGGUGCGGAUGUUGAGGGCGGCGCACCUGGAGCGGCUGGUGCGGGAGCUGGUGUCUGUGGACCGUGAGCAGGACCCGGGCUUCGUCCCUGCCUUCCUGGCCACCCACCAGGCCUUCGUGCCCACCGCUCGGGUUUUGGGCCUUCUCCUGCCACCACCUCCGCCGCCCCUGCCGCCCUGGGUAGCGAUCAAGAAGACAGAGGGACAAGAUCUGAGCUUCAACAAGAACCUGAGGGCUGUGGUGUCUGUGCUGGGCUCCUGGCUGCGGGACCACCCUCAGGACUUCUGGGACCCCCCUGCCCACUCGGACCUGGGCAGAGUGCGAACCUUUCUGGGCUGGGCUGCCCCCCGGGGGGCUGAGGCCCUGGAAGCAGAGAAGCUGCUGAGAGACUUCCUGGAGGAGGCUGAGCAAGAGCAGGAAGAGGAGGAGCAGACCCAGGCUUUGGCAGGGCCUCCUGGGACUGCCCAGACCCCCAGCCCAGACUCCCCCGAAGGCUACUUGGAAGAGGAGGAAGGGCUGGCGCCAGAAGGCCCUGAGCUCCUGGACUUCAGUGUCGACCAAGUGGCUGAGCAGCUGACGCUGAUGGACGUGGAACUCUUCUCCCGCGUGCGGCCCUGCGAGUGCCUGGGCUCCGUGUGGUCCCAACGGGACCGGCCAGGGGCCGCCGGCAUCGCCCCUACUGUGCGCGCCACUGUGACCCAGUUCAACCUGGUGACCGGCUGCGUGCUGGGCUCUGUGCUCGGGGCGCCGGGCCUGGCUGCCCCGCAGAGGGCGCAGCGGCUGGAAAAGUGGAUCCGCAUUGCCCAGCGCUGCAGGGAACUGCGGAACUUCUCCUCCCUGCGCGCCAUCCUGUCCGCCCUGCAGUCCAACCCCAUAUAUCGGCUCAAGAGCAGCUGGGGCGCUGUGAGCAGGGAACCGUUAUCCACGUUCAGGAAACUUUCGCAGAUUUUCUCGGACGAGAACAACCAUCUCAGCAGCAGAGAGAUUCUUUCCCAGGAGGAGGCCACUGAGGGACCCCAAGAGGAGAAUACGCCCCCAGGGAGCCUGCCUUCAAAACUGCCCCCAGGCCCGGUUCCCUACCUUGGCACCUUUCUCACGGACCUGGUUAUGCUGGACACAGCCCUGCCGGACAUGCUAGAGGGGGAUCUCAUCAACUUUGAGAAGAGGAGGAAGGAGUGGGAGAUCCUGGCCCGAAUCCAGCAGUUGCAGAAGCGCUGUCGGAGCUACUGCCUGAGCCCCUGCCCACCCAUCCUGGCUGCCUUGCGAGCCCAGCGCCAGCUCAGUGAGGAGCAGAGCUACCGUGUCUCCCGUGUCAUUGAACCACCAGCUGCCUCCUGUCCCAGCUCCCCACGUGUGCGGCGACGAAUCAGCCUCACCAAGCGUCUCAGUGCGAAGCUGUCCAGAGAGAGAGGCUCCUCUCCUGGUGGGAGUCCUGGGGACCCCUCAUCCCCCACCUCCAGUCUGUCCCCAGGGUCUCCCCCAUCCAGUCCUAGGAUGAGGGACCCUCCUCCUGGAAGUCCCCCAGCCUCUCCAGGGCCCCAGGGCCCCAGCACCAAGCUGCCCCUGGCCUUGACCCUGAGCUGUCCUGGAAUCUCCCACGUGGGGCAGCAGGGCUCAGAGACCCGGGUCAUCCGAGUCAGCAUCGACAAUGACCAUGGGAACCUGUAUCGGAGCAUUCUGCUCACGAGUCAGGACAAGGCCCCCAGUGUGGUGCAGAGAGCCUUGCAGAAGCACAAUGUGGCCCAGUUCUGGGCCCGUGACUACCAGCUCUUCCAGGUCCUUCCUGGGGAAAAGGAGCUCCUGAUUCCUGACAACGCCAAUGUCUUCUAUGCCAUGAGUCCAGCCGCCCCGGGAGACUUCAUGCUGCGGCGGCGGAAGAAGGAGGAGGCCCAGCACACAACCUCAGUCUCCCCGACCUGAGCUGGCUCUCUCCUACCUCCAGGACACAGGUCCCAUGGGCAGCUUCUGUCACCAUGGGGGCAGGAAGGGCACCCUCUCCCAGAAAGCUCCCAUUCCCCAGUAGAGCCCAUUGUGCUCCAUACCCUGUGACCCCCUCCCCCCACCUUCACUGGGCCCCAUCCCACUGACCCUCUUGGCACUGGAUCCCUAUUCCAAAGUCUUCAGCUCACAGGGUGGCUGGUGGAGAGCUCUAUUGCAUACUGGGGGUCAGACCCUUCCCUAGAGAAAUCUUGUAACUGUUGGAGAUGCAUCACAAUGGACAGAAGUAGAUGAAAACAGUGACCAAAGAUAUGAAACA
Messenger RNA from Myotis brandtii (Brandt's bat), 2587 nucleotides. It is a transcript of the gene RGL3, whose product is annotated as ral guanine nucleotide dissociation stimulator-like 3. Lineage: Eukaryota; Metazoa; Chordata; Mammalia; Chiroptera; Vespertilionidae. Gene Ontology annotation, cellular component: plasma membrane. The coding region runs from base 1 to 2250 and encodes 749 amino acids. Gene Ontology annotation, molecular function: guanyl-nucleotide exchange factor activity. The transcript is spliced from 18 exons. Gene Ontology annotation, biological process: Ras protein signal transduction; positive regulation of GTPase activity. The record is from RefSeq and is a predicted model, not a curated record.